Molecule: messenger RNA, 1367 nt
Organism: Colias croceus (clouded yellow)
Lineage: Eukaryota; Metazoa; Arthropoda; Insecta; Lepidoptera; Pieridae
Exons: 2
Coding region: 120-1154 (344 amino acids)
Biological process (GO): regulation of transcription by RNA polymerase II
Cellular component (GO): transcription regulator complex; nucleus
Source: RefSeq, a predicted model, not a curated record
CGUCGGGGCGCAGCGCAAAAGUCCACCCAAAUCGCUUCUAUACAAUUUGUAUUUGCUAUGGCACACUAUGCCGGGGGGUAGCGGGUCGCAUUCUUGCGCGGCGGAUUUCCGUCAGUGCGAUGCGGCCCGCCCCGCCCCGCUGCGCCCCGUCAACAGUGUGCUAUAGCAAGCGGAUUGGUGUGCACGCGCGCACGUGUUCAUUUCACGAUAUUUGCAUUUUUUAUUAUUUUCGUGAUACUUUGGUGUUCACAAAAAUGAAUGAAGAACUUUUGAUUAAUUUAGUUCAAGGAUACAAAGAACUUUAUGAUUUGCAAGAUCCUCAUUACGAUGAUCAACAAAGAAGAGACAAUAUUUGGAAGGAAAUAGGGGAUAUAAUGAAAGAAUCUGCUACAGCUUGCAGAGAAAGAUGGAGACGUGUAAGAGACAAUUACAGACGCGCUAAAAAAUUAAGGAAAACAAAAAGUGGACAAGCUGCUACAAAUAUGAAGAAACCAAAAUAUGAAGAUUUAUUGUCAUUCCUUAUCCCCUAUAUUAGCAACGAGGAUGAAACUUUUUCAAAUUUUCCACUGAAUAAUGUUUCGCAAGACUCAAGUAAUGAGGAUAAUAGUCUUUUAGAUGAUAAUCAUAGCCGUGAUAGCCCCGGUUCAAGUGCUGGUACUUCUCAAAGCACUAUAAGAAAUCGUCCUGGUUCUUCAGAAGACAUUUCACCUCGUCCUUAUAAAAGAAAUUCUAAAAGUUUAGAUACUCCACCACAGCUUUCACCAACACACUCGUUAUUGCAAGAGUAUUUAGAAAAAAAAUACAGGGCCCAGAAAAAUGAAUCUCACAAAAUAGUUGACUUUUUCAAGAACUUGGGAGAAACUGUUUCAAAUUUUCCGGAAGAUGUACAAAUUCGUGUGAAACGUGAAGUUUUUAAAAUAGUUACCGAUGCAGAGGAAUUGGUUUUCAGGGACAAAUCUAAACCACAAUAUGUAUUAAAAUUAUCUCAAGAAAGCGCGUCGCCCAUAAUCGGUGUUUUAAAUGAUUUAGAUGCGCAACCUCCAAACCAAAUUAUAACACCAACUUCAACAAAUGUGAAUACAAAUAAUAAUAACACACAGGAAGAAAUUGGUCUUGAUCUUGAUGAUAACGCAUUAAAUGUUUUUUUCCAUUAAAUCCAUUUCAUGUACACGAAUUGCGUAGGUAUUAUAUUUUUGUGUUAUUUUAUUUUAUUUUUCAUUAUAUUAAACUAAACAAUACUGUUUUUGAUUUAUAAGCUUAAGAUGUUUCAUUUUUAUAUUUUUGGUAAUAAUGUUUGAUAGGUAAUAAUAAUGGUAAGAUUUUUGUUCUGUGAUUUUGUGAUCAUAAUAUAAUAUUGAAAUUAUUUA